Haplochromis burtoni (Burton's mouthbrooder) is the source of this 773-nucleotide messenger RNA. RefSeq lists its product as uncharacterized. The coding region runs from base 1 to 765 and encodes 254 amino acids. Lineage: Eukaryota; Metazoa; Chordata; Actinopteri; Cichliformes; Cichlidae. The record is from RefSeq and is a predicted model, not a curated record. The transcript is spliced from 6 exons. Gene Ontology annotation, biological process: response to bacterium.
AUGAGGAGUUUCAUCUUGAUAACAGCUUUGUCUCUUUGCAGUCUCAGCUGGAACUUUGUUUCAGGUUCUGAGUUUCAGAUUGUGCAGGUCCAGCCGGGGGAAGAAGUUACACUGCGAUGCUCAAAGAUUUCUGGAAAUCUAGUAGCGACGGGCUGGUUCAGAGUGAUCAACAAAACUAAGCCCAGCUGUAUUUCCUCUGUGAUUGAAUCUUGCAGUGAACCUUCAUUCUGUUAUGGAUUUAAAAAUGGACUCUUUGAAAUGAGUUCAAAUGUUACCUCUGUCUUUCUCAAAAUAAAGCAAGUGAAUAUAUCUGAUGCUGGGCUGUACUUCUGUGGCUUUUACACAAGUGCACACACAGUAUUUUCCAGUGCAACAGAGUUAAGAAUCCAGCGUAAGCUUGAUUUUUCUCUUUCAGUUCAGUUUGUACAUCAUAUGUGGCACUGUGGUGGCUCCAAUGAUACAGAAGAUUUUAAAACUGAAAAAGGGCCUGAUAGAGUUACAUACCCGAUGAGCAUCAUGCUGGGUGUUGUGACUGCUUUACUGACUAUAGUGGUUGUUAUUCUGGUUCUAAAAAUCAGGAAACUUCAAACAGCUGCACAUGAUGAACUUCAGCCAGAAAGAAGCACGGUAAACCCCUUUUUUUCUUUCUUUCUUUAUGAUUUGAAUUAUGCAGCUCUGAGUUUCCAGACAAAAGCCAAAAGAAGUUGGAGGCCUGCGACACAGAGAGAACUGGAGCCCCAUGUUGUGUAUGCCGCCACAAGAUAGACUCAGCA